AUGCAUUCAAUACAAUACACAUUUCACGAUCUUCGUUACAAAGUUGAAUACUAUAAAACGCGAUAUAAACAAAGAUACUAUAGUAAUGAUAGAAACCCGAGAGUUAUUCAAACGAAGCUAAAAAACCAACGGCUUCUCUCUCUAAGAACCCAACCUCACGAUAAAUACUUCAUAAAACCCGGUGAAUUUUUGGCUUUAGUCCCAAAAAAAUUGGACAGAAAUGUUAACCAAAUAAUUGAAGUGGACACUUCAAGAUACCUAAAGUCACAGUUUUUGAAGCAGAGAGAUUUGUUCAAAGGGUAUGAUGAUAAUGCCUUGACGGAAAAUUCCUAUUCAGGGUUCCAUAUGGAACAAGACAAAUAUAGAAAUAUUCGCAGCUAUUCAGGUUCACUCCGUUUGUACACUCCAACCACUGAUAUACCAGAUACUUACAAGCAUAAUACAAAACUAGCAAACCAUCAGAGAUCUCUGCUUUCCCUUUUGGAUACUGUUGAGCCAAAUAGCCUGGAGUAUAUCUAUUCCAAUGGACAGCAUGGUUUUGAUCCAUCUUGGAAUGCAUCACCAUUGAUAGACUUAAAUUCUAUUUCUUCAGAUAUUAAUGAAACUCCCUUAGCCAACCAUAGCAGUCAUUAUCUAGAUAGAACUGCCACUUCUUCAUCUAGCAACCUCUUUGACUUUGAAAAUGUAAAAGUUUCUCCAAUUGGUACCUCUGGAAUUCCUUCUAUCGCGUCAAAGAUGCAAAAUUCUAGUUCUAGACGGAAUUGCUCUAUCAAUACUGACAAUCACAGAACAAGAGUUCAGAACUCAUGGAAGUUGGUUCUUAAUGCUAUCUCGUUAUCUGCAGCAAAGGUAUCAGUUGGACUAUCACCGAAAUCAAUCCACGAUUUUGAAAAUUUAACCCCUGAUUUCAUAAAUGCAAAAUCUGCAGAAUACAAAACUAUUUCAACCAAGAGGAUGUACAACUCAGAAGGCACAUUUAAAGUAAAAGAGCGUUCGAACUUACACAACUAUUCCAUACAACAAAACAGAUUCAUUGAUGGAAAUAUUCAGAAAUACCCAACGAUUAGCGACUCAAUUUCUCAAAGUCAUUAUUAUAAUGAAAGUGGUUUCGUGUCAAUAUAUAAUUAUAAUUCCGAUAAUGAAUCGUCAUUUUAA
This is a messenger RNA of Debaryomyces fabryi, 1155 nucleotides long. RefSeq lists its product as uncharacterized. Bases 1 to 1155 code for a protein of 384 amino acids. The transcript has a single exon. The record is from RefSeq and is a predicted model, not a curated record. NCBI's taxonomy places the organism in Eukaryota, Fungi, Ascomycota, Pichiomycetes, Serinales, Debaryomycetaceae.